Messenger RNA from Podarcis lilfordi (Lilford's wall lizard), 10304 nucleotides. NCBI's taxonomy places the organism in Eukaryota, Metazoa, Chordata, Lepidosauria, Squamata, Lacertidae. The record is from the annotation of a GenBank genome assembly.
AUGACCACAAAGACCAAAGAGGUGAUCAAAACCCAUCACUCACAUUCAGACGUUCACACCUUGCCUAUCCAGGGUGAAAACGAAAGUACGAAAGGAGUGGGAAAUCGUGAAAGCAGGUGAGUAGUGUGAACCAGUUGACCGGUUUUUAAUUUCUUCAUGGAGGAUCUGCAUGUGAAUGACCUGCCUUCUUAAGUCCUUCGCUAAUAUUGCUAUCACAUUUUACUGUCGCAAUUUAGUUAAAUGUGUACUUACCUAUAAGCAAUGCAGUCCAAAACAUAUUUAGCCACUAAGUCCCAUUAUGUUCAGUGAAAUAUACUUCCUAGUGUGUUUAGGAUUGCAGCCUUUUUAACAUGGGGCACAAUCCAGCAAUUGAAAUUAGGAGGGCUUAUAAUGGUUUAAAGUCAGCUGAACUUUGUUUUUUACUUGGCUAGGCCAUGCCAUGCCACCUUAUAUAUUAAACAUCCUUUAAUUGUAACUGUAUGAUUGCUGAAAACGCUCUUUAGUUUUGUGACUCUUCUUGUCUUGUUGACACAACACCAAUAAGAACUUGGGAAACUGCCUAUACGGAGUACAUCUUCCUCAGAUGUAUACUUACUUGCAGAGAGGAUGCGGGUGGCGCUGUGGUCUAAACCACAGAUUUGCUGAUGAGAAGGUCGGCGGUUCGAAUCCCCACGACGGGGUGAGCUCCCAUUGUUCGGUCCCAGCUCCUGCCAACCUACGUAGCAGUUCAAAAGCAUGCCAGUGCGAGUAGAUAAAUUGGUACCACUGUGGUGGGAAGGUAAAUGGCGUUUCCAUGCGCUCUGGUUUCCGUCACAGUGUCCCGUUGCUCCAGAAGCAGUUUAGUCAUGCUGGCCACAUGACCCAGAAAGUUGUCUGUGGACAAACGCCGGCUCCCUCAGCCUGAAAGCGAGAGGAACACCACAACCCCACAUUCGUAUUUGACUGGACUUAACCAUCCAGGGGUCCUUUACCUUUUUUACCUUACUAGCAGAGGCUUUCCAGGAUUCCAGGACAAAGUCUCCCCCAGGUUUAUCUGGAGAGACUGGGGGCUGAACCUGCUUGUUUGUUUGCUUACUUAUUUUAUUUAUAUCCCACCCCAAGGAGCUCAAGGUGGCAGUACAUAGGUUUCAUCCCCCCCAUUUCACUUUUAAUUUGUAUACCACCUUUCUGUAUUACUAUGCAUAAGGCAGUUUACAGCAACAAAAUAUGCAACACACACCUUAUAAUAAUCUGAUCCAAUACAAAAAGUCAUAAUACAAUGUACCUUUAAAAUGGAAUGACUUAAAUCAAGUAAAGCAACAAUCUAUGAGAAUAUAGUAGUACACAAUAAAUUUAACUCUCCAAACAUCAGCAAAUAACAAUUAAGCAGAAAUUCACUCUUAGCAAUGACAAUUUAAAUAAUUACUAAACUAUGAUCGAUAAAAGUAACUGCAAGUCACAAUGCAUAAAAUACCUCAGAACAUACAAAACCCUGUAAAAGGGUCUGUAAUGAGUAUGGGUUGCUCGUGCGUAAGUUGCCGCCUCUCCAGGCUUUGUUGCCUUGCUAAACCUUUCAGUCUGGGCAGCCCUUCACUUCGUGGCUGCCUCAGUCGCUAGCAGAAUCCGUCAGUGGGCGUUUCUUAAAUCUUUUCCAACAUAAAAGUUGUUUGACACCCAGUCUCCUCCUACUCUCUCUGCGCGGAAGUCUUCUGCGCAGGGUGGGCGUGGUUAGCGGGGGACCAGUGCGCUCCCCGCUGGUGUCCGGUGAAUAGUCCUGGAGCCCUAUCGCCGAUUCCCCAAUCAGCCCCUCCUUAUCCCUGGUGUAGCGCUGAUUUGCUUCCCCAUCUGCAGAGCUGCCUCUCUCCCUGCUGGGCCCUUCUCCAGCAUCAUUUGAGAGCCUUCCCUCCGCCUCUAGCUCCGAUGUCAGUUCCCUGACAGGGUCAAAUUGAGAAACGAAGACACACCAUUUAUAAAACUAUUUUUUCAAAUCCCUAAACUCCUCCCCAUUUUAUCCCCACAACAACCUUGUGAGGUAGGCUAGGCUGAGAGGCAGUGACUGGCCCAAUGUCACUAAGUGAGCUUUAUGGCAGAAUGGGGAUUUGAACCCUGGCUUUCCAGGUCUUAGUCCGAUGCUCUAACCACUACACCACACUGCAAUCUACUGCAUGCAAUCGGGUGUUCUGUUACUGAGCUAAGUCCCUUCCCCAAUCCAACACUGAGAAGGAUUGCCUAGAAGCACCCUGUUGCAAAAGGCGUGCCGAGAUAUCAUAAAUGGGUUGUUGCCAUCAGGCUUUUUGUAAUUGGAUUCCCUCCAGAAAUGGAAAGUCUGGGUUAAACUUGGGGGGCGGGACGAAUAUAUGCUAGCAUUGAGAUAGCCGCAUUGUAUGAAUGCUGCAAAAAAACUUCCAUGCACAAGGAGCACUGACCCCACCAUAAACAUCUACCUACAUCCAAUUAUGUAGAUUGAAAAUUCCCUUGAAAACAAUACAGUUUCCAUCCCAUCGAAGUAAAUGGCAAAUUUUGGUUGAUUUUACUGGAUUUGGAUAGACCUGCAAAGCGUAUAGCUUUUCAUAAACAAAUGACCUUCGCUUUUUCGCAUAGCUGCGUAGAUGGAAGGCGUUUUUAAUUUUUAUUCCAGUGCAGAAAGCUAGUUGUUAAAAACAGCUGAGACCUUGCUGCCAUCUGCAGGACAGCUGGAUAAAUGCUGCUGACUGCUGCUUUAUAAAGUACAGUGGUACCUCGGGUUAAGUACUUAAUUCGUUCCAGAGGUCCUUUCUUAACCUGAAACUGUUCUUAACCUGAAGCACCACUUUAGCUAAUGGGGCCUCCUGCUGCCGCUGUGCCUCAGGAGCACGAUUUCUGUUCUCAUCCUGAAGCAAAGUUCUUAACCUGAAGCAUUAUUUCUGGGUUAGCGGAGUCUGUAACCUGAAGCGUAUGUAACCUGAAGCGUAUAUAACCUGAGGUACCACUGUACAGUAUAAUUUGCCAUAGGUUGAAACAGACCAUUGGGAGAACCCUAUACAUGACACCUGUCUACAGAAGGAGCAAAUCAGUCCUGAGGGAGGAAUAGCAUUUGUAUUUACAGGGUUCUGCCUCGCCCAUUUGCUUCAGCCAUUAUUGCUGGUUACUAUAGCGGAACUCAUCAGAGUUUAACAAGAAAUGUCUUUACUUUUGAAUUAUGGUGUUGGAGGAGACUCUUGAGAGUCCCAUGGACUGCAAGAAGAUCAAACCUAUCCAUUCUGAAGGAAAUCAGCCCUGAGUGCUCACUGGAAGGACAGAUCCUGAAGCUGAGGCUGCAAUACUUUGGCCACAUCAUGAGCAGAGAAGACUCCUGGAAAAGACCCUGAUGUUGGGAAAGAUGGAGGGCACAAGGAGAAGGGGAUGACAGAGGACGAGAUGGUUGGACAGUGUUCUCGAAGCUACCAGCAUGAGUUUGACCAACUGUGGGAGGCAGUGGAAGACAGGAGUACCUGGCGUGCUCUAGUCCAUGGGGUCACGAAGAGUCGGACACGACUAAACGACUAAACAACAACAACAAAUAGUGGAACUCAGUUUAACAAGAAAUGUCUUUACUAGGCCAAGAGAAUGCCAAGUGAAACAUCUGGGGACUGAUCUAGGGAAUGGCUAAAUUUUAUUUUAUGUGGGGAAAUUGGCCAUCGUUGAGUAUAAACUGAAACCUGCAAGGCAACUAGGCGAGCCUGAUAGUUUUGUUGUUUCUUCCUACAUUCCACCCAUCCAAAAAAUAAAUGUUACUUUUUAAUAUGGUUGCAGCAGUAAAUCUCCAAUAUGCCAACAACACACCUAUUCCCCACCCUCCCGUUACAAUAAUAAUGGCAAUAUCAGUUUUUAAAAUGUAUUCCACAAUUGAUUGUAAAGGUGUUUCUUUGGUACAAAGAAACGGAGGGAAAGGUAAGAGAAUUAAAUAUGCACUGCGAUAUGUAAUAAGACUUUUCUGAAGGGAUGGUUCUACUUUUAUUGUAAAAGUCAUAUAAUUUCCAUCAAUCUUUCAGCAAAUCUGAUGGCGAAAAGGAAAAAGAAAAGGACACAGUGUCCAAGGAAAAUAAGGACAGCCAAGAGAGAAAGAAAGAUAAAGCUGAGAAGAAAAAUAAUGAAGAGGAGUAAGUGUUUUUCAGGGCUGAAAAUACCUUAUAAUUUUCACUUGGCUGGGCCUCACAGUGCACUAGUGACAUUACUAUAUAGCACGGGUAGCCAAUAGGGUGCCCUCCAGAUGCUAUGGACUACAACGCCCAUCAUCCAUGACUGUUGGUCAUACUGGUUGGAACUGAUGAGACUUGUAGUUCACAACAUCUGGAAGGAAAUGUGUCAGCUCCCCUUGCUAUCCAGGAACAUGUAGGCUAGGUCGAUGGCAGGCUUAUGGGCUACCAUAGGAAGUUACCAUACUAUUUUCACUUGACCCUGUUGCCUCUUUAGCUUCCAGCACCUCCUCCUCCCAGUCUGCUCCCUCUUCUCCCUCUGACAACGCAUUGUUGUCCCACCACCAAUCCCCUGGCUCUGCGCCUGCUUUCUCUGGGGGUUCACCAGCUGGUGCCCCCUCACCAUUCCUCUGCAUCCAGCCAGCCCAAGACAUUUGCCCACUAAAGAAUCUGACCGUUGGUCUGAAAAAGAUUUGCCACCCCUGAUUUGGAGAAAGCAUGAUGAUCCAUCCAAAGUUAAGUACUUUUUAAUAGUGUAGUUAUGCCCGUCUACUCAGGAGUAAGUCCGAUUAGAUUUGAUGGCAUUUACUCUCAGAGAAGUGUGUACUAGACUGCAGCAUAUGUUUCAGUAAACUCCUUAAAAUCAAUAGGAAAAUGCUGCUGGCUUUCAUUUAUUAUGGCUGUUAUGUAUCGCUUGCUUCUUAAUAUAUUAAUUUCCUUCUGCUUGCUGUUUAGGGAGAAGAAAGAGGUAUUUGUUAUUGAUCCCUCGGGAAACUUGUAUUACAACUGGCUGUUUUGCAUCACUCUGCCUGUCAUGUACAAUUGGAUAAUGAUCAUUGCUAGGUAUUUUAAAACGACACAGCGCUGCAGCGUAUUGAUUUAUAUUAGGUAUUUUGUUUUAUCUUAAACGGAUAAAUGAAAGGAAGCAAGACCCUUUCAACAGUAAAACAAUUCUGCAGUGUCUAAAGGGGAAACCCAUUAGAUGGUUCAGCAGCUAACUAAUGUGCUUGGCUAAUCUGAGCUGUGAACAAGGAAGACCUCAGCUCAAACUGUUACAUCCGACUUGAAACUUAGGCAGGCCACAAUAAACAUGAGUGCCAUUUCUCCCCUCACUUAUUGCAGUGUGGAGAAAGCAGUGCUUACUUGUCUGUAAUGAUUGCAGAUAUAAUGUAAGCAAAGAGCUUUGGACAUUUGGAAAAUGUAUACAAAUGUUGAUGAUUUGCUGAACCCUAUUGUGAUAAAUUUAGAUGCAGAGCUUCUCUGUGUAAUGAGUGUUGCCCUAAAUUUGAUUUUGCCUCAGCUGCAUAUGGGAUGAGAGAAUUUUGAUUUGAGCCAGGCGGACAGCGAAAAGAUGAUGCGAUUGCUCUGUCAUCCAUUCCAUCAGCAUAUCAUAAUUUGGUUAUUUUAAACCUAAGCACUGAUGAGCAAGCAGAUCAAGAUACAAAGAAUACGCUUCAACUAGUUCUCACAGAUACUUUGACCUGUGUUGGGAGACAUUUAUAUUACUUUAACCAAUGUUGGGAUUCAUUUGAUUUUUAAACCUCUUUUUGGCUGCAUUUUGCCAUUUCCCCUAGAAGCUCAGACCACAAAUGAGCAAAACAUCGUAAACUUUGGGAAAGUGUUCUUUUGCAUUGGCAUGGUAUGGGUUUGUAGUGGAAUAUAUACAAACACUUAACACUGGACAAGAGUGAAGUAAAAAGGUCACUCAUUGUGUACAAAUCAUGGGAAAUAUAAACUGAGAGUCUUCCCUCAGUCCCAUUGAAUUGUCUAAUACUGAUGGAAGUAGAUUUCUAUAGAUUACCCAAAUGCCCUUUGUUCUUUUGUGUAGGACAGAGGUAGGGAAACUGUGGCCCUCCAGAUGUUGUUGGACAACAGUUUCCAUCCUCCCUGAUGCUGGGCCAUGCUGGCUGGGGAUUUUUGAAAGUUGCAAUUCAACAACAUUGGGGUGGCACAGGUUCGUUAUCCCUAGUUUAUCCCUUUAAAGCCCUAUAUGGCCUAGGACCCUCAUACCUACGGAACCGCCUCUCCUGGUAUGUCCCACAGAGGAACUUACGGUCUUCAAACAAAAACAUCUUGGAGGUCCCAGGCCACAGAGAGGUUAGGCUGGCCUCAACCAGAGCCAGGGCUUUUUCGGCUGUGGCUCCGAUCUGGUGGAACGCUCUGUCACAAGAGACUAGGGCCCUGUGGGACUUGACAUCUUUCCGCAGGGCCUGCAAGGCAGAGCUGUUCCACCAGGCCUUUGGCCAGGGCACAGCCUGAAUCCCUCCUUUGGCAAUCCUCACAGAACGCUAGCCCAGUGGUUGCCAUUAAUCUGAUUUGAAUUAAUUUUAUAAUGAAAUGAUUUUAGAAUGUUUUAUCAUUUUACUGUUGUUAGCCGCUCUGAGCCCGGCUUCGGCUGGGGAGGGCGGGAUAUAAAUAAUUUUUAUUAUUAUUAUUAUCAAGGCCUGCAUUGCCAAAAUGCUUACUUUUAAAUUCUAAAUUUUGAAAUUCUGUUUCCUUUCUUACCCAGAGCCUGCUUUGAUGAACUUCAAAGCAACCAUCUAGAGAUGUGGUUCAUUUUUGACUAUAUAUCAGACAUUCUCUAUGUUGCUGACAUGUUUGUACGUACAAGGACAGGUAAGAGUAUGCUCUGCUGAAUCAUAUGGUCAGUAACUUUUUAUCUGUUAUACUACCUUGUUAAAAUGAAUAGCAAAGACAAGGUAACCUAGUAAGCUUUCUUUAGGGAGGGUUGUUCAAGACAUUGAAAGUGUCUAUGUGGAAAAUGGCCCAUCUUAAAAAGUCACCUAUUUCAUCACCAGAACUUAUGUAUCAUAUUCUGAUAAUAACAUCCCACAUUGCCUUAUCCAGCCAACUUAAGGCUGUAUCUUUAUAUAGUUCUAGAUACCCGGUAGGUAGCCAUGUUGGUCUGCCAUAGUUGAAACAAAAUUAAAAAAUUCCUUCCAGUAGCACCUUAGAGACCAACUAAGUUUGUUAUUGGUAUGAGCUUUCGUGUGCAUGCACACUUCUUCAGAUACACUGAAACAGAAGUCACCAGACCCUUUAUAUAGCAUUUAUUGGAAUAAUGAUAUUUUGGUUGCUCUCAUUAAUAAGUGACAAUGCAUAUUAAGGCAGGAUAGGAGUACCACCUUAUUUAUUUUCGAAAAUGUAUAGUCUGCUUUUAAGGCUUAAGUGAUUAAAAUGACUGUGUGGGCAAACAAUAGUUUAAACCUCCAAUGGCAAAAUGCAACAAUCAAAUAAAAUCAAGCAGCCCUAGUAAAUUCUUAACAGCUGUGGCUUAGAAUGCAGCAGAUCUCCUGCUCAGCCAGCUGAUUCCUGGCUCAGCCAGUGUUUGGUCGCCAACAUUAGCUCAGCUGAAGAUAGGCUAGUAUAACUUGCACAUCAUGACUCACCUGGCUGAACCAAAGCUUGCUGAGCUGAGGCUGGAUUAAGUUCAAAAACAGGAGAUUCCAGGGGUGUGGGGCGGGCAGCACUGGCUGGGGGUGGAAUUUAGGUUGGAUCUUAAGCCUGUUCAGCCCAGUCAUGGAUGUGGCAACCCUAUGUAAAACACUCUUUUAAAAGCUCGUUUCCCCUCUGCCAGGCUCAGGCACAGCAGCAGCCACCCCACAGCUGAAUGAGGUUUGGAUUUGGUCGGAUUCCAUCACAUACUGGUGAAUUUGGGUUGCAGAGUUAUACCUGAUUGCACAAUAACCCCGCUUUCCCAAAAACAUUGGUUUUCUUGUGAUUAGGGAAGUGAUGGAGCAAACAUGCACCGGAAAGUGUGGGAUAACACAUGCUUUGAUGAGCAGGAUGAACUCUCAAUAAACGGGUAAUCAAGCAGUGCCCACAAUUUCGUGGUUUGCAUGUCAUGGAAAAACUGUGAGGUUUUCCAAACAGUUAAAGUGGUAAAGGGACCCCUGACCAUUAGGUCCGGUCGUGGCUGACUCUGGGGUUGCAGCACUCAUCUUGCUUUAUUGGCCGAGGGAGCCUGCGUACAGCUUCCGGGUCAUGUGGCCAGCAUGACUAAGCCGCUUCUGGAGAACCAGAGCAGCGCAUGGAAACUCCGUUUACCUUCCCCCCGGAGCGGUACCUAUUUAUCUACUUGCACUUUGACAUGCUUUUGAACUGCUAGGUUGGCAGGAGCAGGGACCGAGCAACAGGAGAGUCGAACUGCCAACCUUCUGAUCGGCAAGUCCUAGGCUCUGUGGUUUAACCCACAGCGCCACCCACAUCCCAUUGAUACAGUGGUACCUCGGGUUAAGAACUUAAAACGUUCUGGAGGUCCGUUCUUAACCUGGAACUGUUCUUAACCUGAGGUACCACUUUAGCUAAUGGGGCCUCCCACUGCCGCUGCACCGCUGCCAUGCAAUUUCUGUUCUCAUCCUGAAGCAAAGUUCUUAACGCGAGAUACUAUUUCUGGGUUAGCGGAGUCUGUAACCUGAAGCGUCUGUUACCUGAAGCAUCUGUAACCCAAGUUACCACUGUAGUAUUGGUAACAGGAAAAACAGAAUAGUUCAGAAUUUUCACCCAGUUAUGGUUCCAUUGGAGUUCACAGUAUUAUGAAAAAAUUGGGUGGGGGGAAUGAAUACAGGUUUCUGUUUACCAAAUUCUGACAUUUACCUGCUUCUAGAUUCCUGAUUUGGUGUGGAACUGGAAAUACUGUAUGAUAAUAUUCUCACCACUUAGCAGGAUAAUACAGAUAACUGGUUUACCAAGGAGUUACUAAAUUAUCAUAUAUAUUUGCCCUUUGCCAUGUCAGUAAAAAUAAAACAAAAUUAUAUCACAAAGUUAUUUCUGCAUUUUAUUUUAGGUUACCUGGAACAAGGUUUGUUGGUGAAAGAAGAACUUAAACUUAAGAAAAAAUAUAAGGGAACGGUACAAUUUAAAUUAGAUGUACUUUCCAUCAUUCCAACUGAUCUACUUUACUUCAGGUUAGGCUUGAACUACCCAGAAAUACGAAUAAACAGAUUACUUAGAAUAUCACGUAUGUUUGAAUUCUUCCAGCAAACAGAAACAAGAACAAGUUACCCAAAUAUAUUCAGAAUUUCAAAUCUUGUCAUGUAUAUUAUAAUUAUUAUCCACUGGAAUGCAUGUAUGUAUUUUUCAAUCUCCAAAGCCAUAGGCUUUGGAACAGACACAUGGGUCUAUCCCAAUAUUAGCCAUCCUGAAUUUGGCCGGCUGGCUAGAAAGUAUCUUUACAGCCUUUACUGGUCAACACUGACCUUGACAACUAUUGGUGAAACACCACCUCCCGUGAAAGAUGCUGAGUAUUUCUUUGUCGUUGUUGACUUCUUAGUUGGUAUAUUAAUUUUUGCUACCAUUGUUGGUAAUAUUGGUUCUAUGAUCUCGAACAUGAAUGCUGCCAGGGAAGAAUUUCAAGCAAGGAUUGAUGCUAUAAAACAGUACAUGCAGUUUCGGAAUGUGAGCAAAGACUUAGAAAACAGAGUUAUCAAGUGGUUUGAUUAUUUGUGGACAAAUAAGAAGGCAGUAGAUGAAAGAAAAGUCUUGAAGUAUCUCCCAGAUAAAUUACGAGCAGAAAUUGCCAUCAAUGUUCAUCUGGAAACUUUAAAGAAAGUCCAGAUUUUUUCAGACUGUGAAGCUGGGUUACUGGUUGAGCUAGUCUUAAAACUACAGCCUCAGGUGUACAGUCCUGGAGAUUAUAUCUGUCGGAAAGGUGACAUUGGGCGAGAAAUGUACAUCAUCAAAGAAGGGAAACUUGCCGUGGUUGCUGAUGAUGGAGUUACUCAAUAUGUGGUCCUAAGUGAUGGCAGCUACUUUGGGGAGAUUAGCAUUCUUAACAUUAAAGGUAGCAAAGCUGGAAAUCGGAGAACAGCUAACAUUAGAAGCAUUGGUUAUUCAGAUUUGUUUUGUCUGUCUAAGGACGACCUAAUGGAGGCUUUAACAGAAUACCCAGAUGCAAAGGCCUUGUUGGAAGAGAAGGGAAAGCAAGUCCUUAUGAAAGAUGGACUGCUGGAUUUAGAUGUUGCAAACGCAGGAAGAGAUCCUGAAGAUAUCGAGGAAAAGGUCAACCAAAUAGAAGUAAUGCUUGACUGUUUACAAACAAGGUUUGCUAGACUUCUGGCCGAAUAUGGUGCUGCACAGCAAAAACUGAAAAUAAGGCUAACACAAGUUGAGAGCAUCAUCAAAGCGCCUAUGGAUUUUGAUUUAUCAAAUUUAGAAGAAACUGAAGAAUGA